Molecule: messenger RNA, 1706 nt
Organism: Tachysurus vachellii
Lineage: Eukaryota; Metazoa; Chordata; Actinopteri; Siluriformes; Bagridae
Gene: rhbg
Product: Rh family B glycoprotein
Exons: 10
Coding region: 75-1451 (458 amino acids)
Biological process (GO): ammonium homeostasis; ammonium transmembrane transport
Cellular component (GO): plasma membrane
Molecular function (GO): ammonium channel activity
Source: RefSeq, a predicted model, not a curated record
GUGCUUACUGUAAACUACCCUCUCAGUCUCCUCACAGCAGUGCGAGAGAGAGAGAGAAUUACACAGGUUUCACAAUGACAGACUAUUCCACCAACAUGCGGCUGAGAAUGCCGGUGGUUUGUAUUGUGUUGGAGGUCAUCCUCAUCAUCCUCUUUGGUGUCCUGGUGGAGUAUAACGAAGACACUGAUGCUAAGAAAUGGAACAAAAACAACAAAACAGAUGACAUGAAGAAUGAGUUCUAUUACCGCUACCCCAGUUUCCAGGAUGUACACGUGAUGAUUUUCAUUGGCUUCGGGUUCCUCAUGACUUUCCUGCAGCGCUAUGGCUUCAGCAGCGUUGGCUUUAACUUCCUCAUUGCAGCCUUUUCUCUGCAAUGGGCAACACUCAUGCAAGGCUUCUUUCAUGGCAUGCAUCAUGGCAAGAUACAUGUUGGAGUGGAGAGCAUGAUCAAUGCAGACUUCUGCACUGGCUCGGUCCUGAUCUCAUUUGGGGCUGUGUUGGGCAAAACAAGUCCAGUCCAGAUGCUGAUAAUGGCCAUAUUUGAGGUUACAUUGUUUGCCGUAAAUGAGUUCAUCCUUCUCUCUAUUCUUGGAGCAAGAGAUGCUGGAGGAUCCAUGACCAUCCAUACAUUUGGAGCAUACUUUGGACUCAUGGUGACACGUGUGCUGUACAGGCCUGCCCUGAACAAAAGCAAGCACAGGAACUGUUCUGUGUACCAUUCUGACCUCUUUGCUAUGAUAGGAACCAUCUACCUGUGGAUGUUCUGGCCCAGCUUUAACUCGGCUAUCACGGCUCUAGGAGAUGCCCAGCAUCGCACUGCACUGAACACAUACUACUCACUGGCUGCCUGCACACUUGCCACAUAUGGUUUCUCUGCUCUUGUCAACCACGAAGGAAAACUUGACAUGGUGCACAUUCAGAACGCUGCACUGGCAGGUGGUGUUGCUGUAGGAACGGCUGGUGAAAUGAUGCUGACUCCUUUUGGUUCCAUGAUAGUGGGAUUCCUGGCUGGAACAAUCUCAGUGCUGGGGUACAAAUACCUCUCACCUGUUUUGGAGUCAAAGCUGAAGAUUCAAGAUACAUGUGGUGUUCAUAACCUACAUGGCAUGCCAGGAGUCCUGGGAGCCGUCGUGGGCUCCAUCACUGCUGCCGCAGCAAGCUCUUCAGUAUAUGGCAAUGGGAUGGCAGAUGUGUUUCCUGAUAUCACCAAAGAUUAUACUGCAUCCAAUCAGGCUGUAAUGCAAAUCAUAUCACUGGCUGUCACCCUGGGUAUGGCACUGCUUGGUGGGCUUAUCGUUGGAUUCAUUUUAAAACUGCCUAUUUAUGGAGCCCCACCUGACACUCUCUGCUUUGAGGAUUCAAUCUAUUGGGAGGUACCAGGAGAAGAGGAGGGACAUGAAGAAAUGACUACUGUGAAAUUACCUGAGGAGUCCGACAAACUCAAUGGUUAAAAUACCAGCCUGUAUUUGUGAGUGCUUGUCAGUAUACAUGUGUGCCUUACCUGCCAAAACAUGCAGGAUAUACACUCAAAGCUGAAUAUUGUUGCAACAUUAUCUGUGGUCCACUGAAAACCUAUGAUUUUUAUAAAGAUUUUGGUUAUUAGAAUGUUGUAUAAAUGUGUGGUUACAACAAUUUUGUCAAGGCAAAAAAAAUAUUUUUGCUUUUUGCUUAUUGGAGUAUAUCGUUCAAUAAAAACUCUAAACCUG